Messenger RNA from Pteronotus mesoamericanus, 1751 nucleotides. It is a transcript of the gene FXYD6, whose product is annotated as FXYD domain containing ion transport regulator 6. The record is from RefSeq and is a predicted model, not a curated record. Gene Ontology annotation, biological process: regulation of sodium ion transmembrane transporter activity. NCBI's taxonomy places the organism in Eukaryota, Metazoa, Chordata, Mammalia, Chiroptera, Mormoopidae. Gene Ontology annotation, cellular component: membrane. Gene Ontology annotation, molecular function: sodium channel regulator activity. The coding region runs from base 154 to 480 and encodes 108 amino acids. The transcript is spliced from 8 exons.
UUUUGUGAAAUACCAUUUUGUGAAGCCAUUAAACUAUACACUUUCAAAAAUAAUGAAUUUUAUGGCAUGUGACUUCUUAAUGUAAAAACUUUUUGAAGAGAGCAAGGGAAAGACUAAAAAUACAUAUGUUCAGGAUAUUGUUUACCUCUGGCAAUGGAGUGGGGACACAGGACAGAAGGAAAGCUAGACGCCAUGGAGGCGGUGCUGAUCUUCCUGUGCAGUCUGCUGGCCCCCGCCAUCCUGGCCAGUGCAGCUGAGCAGGAGAAAGAAAAGGACCCUUUUCAUUAUGAUUACCAGACUCUGAGGAUCGGGGGAUUGGUGUUUGCUGUGGUCCUCUUCUCUGUUGGGAUCCUCCUGAUCCUGAGUCGCAGAUGCAAGUGCAGCUUCAGUCAGAAGCCGCGGGCUCCAGGGGACGAGGAGGCCCAGGGGGAGAACCUCAUCACUGCAAAUGCAACAGAGCCCCAGAAAGCGGAGAACUGAAGUGCAGCCCUCAGGAGGGAAGCUUCCAGAACCUGAAGGCAGCUGCUUGAACCUUUAGAUGCAAAUGUUGAUGCUUAAGAAGAUGGGCCACUUCGGCAGCAGAUCUUUCGCCAGGAGAAGUCAAGAACUUGUGUGUCCCCUGCCCCUCCCCAUCCCCUGAACACCAGUCCUCACUUAGUGCCACAGCUAACACCCGCCUUCCCAGCUGCAGCCUGUGGGGCUUGCCCACCUCCUGUGAUGUAUCCGUGUGUGCGUGUGUGUGACGACUGUGGUCUUCGUGCCUGCUUCUCUGUGGGUGACAUUGUUUAGUGAACCUGAACUCACUUUCCUGGGCUGGAGCUGAGCCACGUCACCAUCAGCUCCUCCCUGUUCCCCUGCGGCACCCUCUCCUCUUCUGCUCCCGGGAGUCUGCUCUUCCCCUGAGAGAUCAGUCCCUUCUCUUGAUUUAGUGGUGGGUAUAGUGCUGGGGCCCAGGUGGGAGUCUCCACUCACCUUGGGACUUGGGAAGGUUUACAUCGCCUUCAUGACCAUUCUCAUGGCCUCUCUCCACUCCUUUUGCAAGAACCUUGCUUCUGUAUUUCACCUCUGACCCUAGUCUGUUCUGAGGGUCUCUUAGCAACUGGAGGGUCACAGCAAGGAGCUGGUGAGCCCAGCUACACCUUCAAGCUGGCGAUGCCCCUUCCCUGGUCAUUUUUCUUCUGGGACUUCCACCAUGGAGCUGCCAGCUGCCCUGCCCCAUUGUGGAGUGGCCAGGGAGGCCAGGCCCACGUCUUGUCCUCUGCCCCUGGGGAACGUGCCCCUUGCUUAUCUUCUCAGCAAUAACCCCUUGGGCUCUGGAUCCCUACCCCCUCCUACCUUCCCUGCUCCCAAGGCUCUGCUCUAUAGCCCAGCUAGUCUGGACUCAGACUCCCAUUCUUGAGUUGGGUCUCUGGCAGGCCAUGCAUUCUGGUGGGGCAGCAUCCUGGGGAGGGGCAGCUGGGAAAGCAGGGAUCCUUUGCUUCUGUGUCCACGCCCAUUGGUCAGGCACCAGCAAUGGCUGCUGCGCCCUUUGCUUUUCCUGUCACUGGUCAGACUGAGGAGUGCAGUGGCUCUGCUGCAAGUUGGAGACCAGACAGGGCUCCCUACAGCAAGAGGUCAAAGGUCAUAAAGUGGAAAGUUGAACCAGACCUCCCCCGCACCCCCCCCCCAACACCCCGUCCAUCGUGUUAUCCUGGAAACUAACUUAACAUGUGCCAGGACUGCUAUGUGUGCUGUGACCUAUCCUUUCAACA